Vigna radiata var. radiata (mung bean) is the source of this 717-nucleotide messenger RNA. RefSeq lists its product as uncharacterized. Lineage: Eukaryota; Viridiplantae; Streptophyta; Magnoliopsida; Fabales; Fabaceae. The record is from RefSeq and is a predicted model, not a curated record. The coding region runs from base 1 to 717 and encodes 238 amino acids. The transcript is spliced from 3 exons.
AUGGGAAGGAGGCGGUUGAUGUCUUCUUAUGAUGACACCACACCACAUGCGACUAGGUGGCAGAGCCUUCGGCAGAGUUCGACUCUUACAGAAAUUCGGUUGCAGUUGGAUGGCCUGACAUAUGGUGGAGUUGUGUGGCAUCCAUACGAGGGACAUCGGGGCAUUCGUCCAUUAUUUGGAAUUUGUAUGUAUUCUGGAUGGAUUCGGAUUGGUGACACCCUUUCCCGUCAUUUGGCUGAGCGUGUGAUGAGGCAGUUUAGAUUUUACCAGGAGAUUCCACGACCACCCACUAUCGUUGCAGAUGCAGAUGUAGUCGCUGUUGAUUUUGCGUGGUUGCACUUCACAGAUCACGUUAUUAGGAAUGUGAGACAGGCAUCAUACCCUUCUGAAUGUGUCGAUGGAUACGUACAGUGGUUUAGGAGGGUUUCACAUCCCUAUAUUAUUACUGCUCCAGCUGACGCGAGACCGGCUCUUGUGCCUACACAGCGCCCCGAUGUUCCACAGGAGGCACGACGUCAUCGUAGAUCCUCUCCACCUUCACCAUCUGGCGCCUUAGCUAGGUUUAGGCGAAUGACGAUAAAGUUACAGUCGUUGAUAUCGUGUCGUCAUGUGACCGAAGGUACAGUUGCACAUCAGAUGGCGGUGGAAUUGCUUCAAGAAGCUAAUGAUGACAUUGACGAAUAUUCCCCGACUAGGAGAGGACAAAGGCAUAUAUAG